AUGUCCGAUUCAGACGAUGAAUACGUCGCCCACGCUUCGGAUCAUGACCUCGACGACGUCUUAGACGAGGACGACGAUGACGAUGACGAUGAGCUCGAUGCUCGCCCCUCUGCCUCUGGCCCCCGGCGUCGUCGACCAGCAGCAGCACCAGCAGCAGCAACGACUAGGUCGUCGCGAGACGCCAGGAAGAAGCAAAAGGGCCGUGGUGGUGCUGAGUGGGAGGUGUCCAGGACUUGGGAGACGCUGGUUGAAAGCGCGGAUGGCACCAUCAGCGCUACUGUGGAGGAUCUGCUGGGGGCCGGGAAAAGGAAACGACUACUCCGCGACACCACCCCGCUCCAACGCGGCAUCAUCAGACAUCUCAUCCUGGUCUUAGACCUCUCCUCUGCCAUGGCCGAAAAGGACCUCCGUCCCACCCGCUACCUCCUAACCCUCCGCUAUGCCCAGGAGUUUGUCCUCGAGUUCUUCGAGCAGAACCCCAUCUCCCAACUAGGCGUGCUGGGCAUGCGCGACGGCUUAGCUGUGCGCAUCAGCGACAUGAGCGGCAACCCCACCGAUCAUAUCAUGGCUAUCCAGGCCCUCCGUCCCAAGGACCCCAAAGGCACGCCAUCUCUGCAGAAUGCGUUAGAGAUGGCCCGUGGUGCGCUUUUCCACACACCAACCCAUGGCACACGCGAAGUCCUUAUCAUCUUCGGCGCCCUACUCUCCUCUGACCCUGGCGACAUCCACCAAACCAUAACAGCGCUAGUCGCAGACAAAAUCCGCAUCUCUAUAAUCGGACUCGCAGCGCAAGUCGCCAUCUGCCGCGACCUGUGCGCCCGCACAAACAACGGCGACGACACCGUCUACGGCGUCGCCCUGAACGAACAGCAUUUCCGCGAACUAUUCAUGGAUGUCACAGCCCCCCCCGCCACAACUGUCGCUCCCACUUCCACACCCACAGCUUUCUCGGCAAAUGGCCCCAAAACAACAACUACUAGCACGACCACCAGCUCCCUCCUCAUGAUGGGCUUCCCCUCUCUAACCCUCACCACAACGCCUACCCCAAGCCUCUGCGCCUGCCACUCCAAACCCUCGCGCGCCGGCUACCUUUGUUGCCGCUGCAACGCAAAAGUCUGCACCCUGCCUUCCUCCUGCCCCUGCUGCGGGCUCACCCUCAUCCUCUCCACCCACCUCGCCCGCUCCUACCACCACCUCUUCCCGCUGAUGAAUUGGGUCGAGGUGUCCUGGCGCCGCGCGGCGAGGAAGCGAAGCGCCAGCUGCUUUGCGUGUGGUGUUGGGUUUCCGCGGAUGCCGAAGCUGGUUUCCGGCGAGCCGGAGGAGACUGCCAAAGCCGCCGUGGGAGUUGGCGUUAGCGUUAGUGGCCGAUAUGAGUGUCCGGUUUGCGAGUGCCAUUUCUGUAUUGAUUGCGAUGUAUUUGCGCAUGAGGUUGUGCAUAAUUGCCCGGGGUGUCAGAGUGGGGUUGUGAAGCAACAGCGAUUGAAUGGGAAUGGAGUAGCUGAUGAGAUGGACACCGGCUAG
This is a messenger RNA of Histoplasma mississippiense, 1521 nucleotides long. RefSeq names its product suppressor of stem-loop protein 1. Bases 1 to 1521 code for a protein of 506 amino acids. Gene Ontology annotation, molecular function: zinc ion binding. Gene Ontology annotation, cellular component: transcription factor TFIIH core complex; transcription factor TFIIH holo complex. The record is from RefSeq and is a predicted model, not a curated record. The transcript has 3 exons. Gene Ontology annotation, biological process: regulation of transcription by RNA polymerase II; DNA-templated transcription; nucleotide-excision repair. Lineage: Eukaryota; Fungi; Ascomycota; Eurotiomycetes; Onygenales; Ajellomycetaceae.